Messenger RNA from Zingiber officinale, 1938 nucleotides. Its product is annotated as acid phosphatase 1-like. Bases 145 to 936 code for a protein of 263 amino acids. The transcript has 3 exons. Gene Ontology annotation, molecular function: acid phosphatase activity. The record is from RefSeq and is a predicted model, not a curated record. NCBI's taxonomy places the organism in Eukaryota, Viridiplantae, Streptophyta, Magnoliopsida, Zingiberales, Zingiberaceae.
UGCACCAAAAUUUCGAAUUUAAUCGUUAAUUACGAUAUUCCCAUCCGCAGGCCAUUCAAUCUUCCGGGGCUCUCCUCUCACAAAUCCCUUUCCUUCCGUGACAAGCUAUCGAAUAAGCCUUUUCCUGGUUAGGGUUCCAAUUCAAUGUCGCCCUUCCGAUUCCUUCAUCUCCUCCUCAUCUUGCUCUUUUCCUACGCCUCCGCCAAUACCUACCACUCCCUCCUCCGGAUGGUCCCCGACGACCGCGUUUUCAGCGGAUCCGCUGGCUUCCGAGGAGCCGCCGAUGGCAUCUUCUGCGAUAGCUGGAGGCUCUCUGUGGAAACUAAUAACGCAGGGCAUUGGAGGAUCAUCCCAGAAAACUGCCUCGGGUUGGUGGAGGAAUACAUGAACGGGGAUCGGUACUCGUCGGAUUCCGACGUUGUCGGCGCUGACUCUCUGUCCUUCGCCAUGACUGUUCAGAUUGAGGGCGAUGGGAAAGACAUAUGGAUCUUUGACAUCGACGAGACGCUGCUUUCCAAUCUUCCGUAUUAUGUGGUCCAUGGAUACGGAUCUGAAGUUUUCAAUGAGACUUCAUUUGAUGAAUGGGUGGACUUGGCUAAGGCUCCAGCGUUACCAACAAGUCUAUGGCUAUAUGAAGAACUUCUUGGGCUUGGAUUUCAGAUAGUUCUUCUAACCGGUCGAAGUGAGUUUCAAAGAAGUGCAACCGAAAAGAAUCUAUUGUUCGCUGGUUACCAUUCAUGGGAACGACUUAUUUUAAGGCAAACCGCAGACAUAGGAAAGUCUGCAGUGGUCUACAAGUCAGAAAGGCGAGCAGAGCUGGAAGCGCAGGGAUUCAGGAUUCAUGGUAACUCGGGUGAUCAGUGGAGCGAUCUGUUGGGGUCGCCGAUGACAAAGCGCUCCUUCAAACUCCCUAAUCCGAUGUACUGCGUUGAAUGAUCUAAUACAAGCCGCAAGGCAAGUAGGCAACCAUUCUUUUGGCACUCCUAUUUUUCACUUGUACCUCUAUUGUAUUCCUUAUCGUCGACACCAAAUUAUGCCAUGGAAUGUGAUGGCUUUGAAAUGGAAAACAAGGAUCAGUUCGGUGAUGGUUGUAACUGAUACCGGCAAAUAUGUAAAUUAACAAGGCAGAAGAGAUUACAAAUACUGCAACUGUGUAUUAGUGUUUUUAAAUUGGAAUUUACUUGUAAUGCUGACUUAUUAUUAUCAAGGUUAAUUUGUACACCCAAAAGUUAUAGAAAUCCUUGCAGAGACAUAUCCUCAAACGUUGCUACUCGCUUCCUCUUCUUCAUCAUCAACUUGGAAGAUGGGAUCCUUAGAGUCCACUGCCGGGGAAUUCUCUGUCCACCACCGCUGGUUGCCUGCCCAGGUGAACUUACCUCCAUGGCCGCCCUUCUUGGGCUUGCCGCUCAUGCCGGUGGCCGACCUCCUGUCCUUGCGCUCUUCCUUGGCCUGCUUUUCUCCUUUCUUUCCCUUUCCUUCCAUACCUGCAAUUACCUUCGCAGAAUGGUGAGUGUUUUCCACUGUCUGUUUUCUUCAUUCUUGUGCACUUACACAGAAUUCAGGGGGGGUGAUUGUGCGUGUCUACUGCCGUCUCGGACCAUGUUAACGAGCAGGAUCUGGAGAUCACGUCGAACACUUGGACUGAUAGAUGCUGAUCAGUUGCUGGUGAAGCUUAGAUCGAGCAAUGCUUGUCAAUCGUCGGAACGAUUUCAGGACAAAUGGAUAAGGGAGAGUGGUGUAUUUGGAUUUUAUUAAGUCUGUGUUAAUGGAUAAGACGUGGAUGACUUUUGCAGCGCCAAUAGGAAGCACCGAGUUUUGGCGUAUAUGUCUGUCUGCGUCUAAUUAUUUACCUAAAGAGUUCAUGAUGCUGCAAACGACAGGUUAAUCUUAGGGUUACAUGGUGCAAUUAUAUUUUAUAAAAUUAUCAUCACUUCUUAA